AUGUGUUUUGGCAACGAAGCAUUCUAUGGCUUGAUGUACGUGAACCAUUUCUGGCCCGGUCCAGGCGUUCAUGGCUUCCAUUUCAUUGCACUCCUGGCAGCACUAAUGUUCCCAAUUGCACUUCUAAAAACGGUCAUUAGCCUGGUGCAUUUAUGCACUGCUGCACAAACAUUAGCCAGAAUGGAUCGAAAAACAAUCAGGCAGUAUAGGUAG
Molecule: messenger RNA, 213 nt
Organism: Gongylonema pulchrum
Lineage: Eukaryota; Metazoa; Nematoda; Chromadorea; Rhabditida; Gongylonematidae
Source: the annotation of a GenBank genome assembly